Messenger RNA from Mangifera indica (mango), 2282 nucleotides. Its product is annotated as protein PLASTID TRANSCRIPTIONALLY ACTIVE 10. Bases 30 to 2054 code for a protein of 674 amino acids. The record is from RefSeq and is a predicted model, not a curated record. NCBI's taxonomy places the organism in Eukaryota, Viridiplantae, Streptophyta, Magnoliopsida, Sapindales, Anacardiaceae. The transcript has 12 exons. Gene Ontology annotation, cellular component: chloroplast; plastid-encoded plastid RNA polymerase complex. Gene Ontology annotation, molecular function: RNA binding.
UCUACUGUGAGUAGCCCAGCGUACGCCAAAUGCUGAUCCUUCAAUUUCAAACCUUCAAUUUGUUUACCUUUCCUAAACCCCUAAACCCCACCCUUCCAGUCCCCAAUGGCCACCUCCACCGCCGUCAGAACCACCACGUCGUCUCCGUUACUAAGUUCACUCCACUGAAAUGCUACAGCUCUGACGAGUACCCUGUGGACGACUCCUUUCUUGAACAGUUCGCUCCAAAAGACAAGGUAACCGAGGACGAAGCCCGACGCCUUAACUGGAUCGAGCGUGGGUGGGCUCCUUGGGAAGAAAUUCUCACUCCUGAAGCUGAUUUCGCGCGUAAAGCACUCAACGAAGGUGAAGAGGUCCCGCUCCAAACUCCCGAAGCUAUUGAAGCUUUCAAGAUGUUAAAACCUUCCUAUAGACUGCAAAAAAUGAAAGAGAUGGGGAUUACUGAGGAUGAAUGGUACAGAAGACAGUUUGAUUACAAGGGCGAGAUUCCGGAUAAACUUGAAACGAUUUGGGCCGGUCCGGUGGUCCUCCAACAUGUGCCGCCUAGAGAUUGGCCGCCUCGAGGAUGGGAAGUGGAUAGAAAGGAACUGGAGUUUAUAAGAGAGGCGCAUAAAAUGCAAAAUAUUCGAGUGACAAUUGAAGAGAUAGAGAGAGAAGCAAGGAAUGAGAAAGAAGGGCUUUGUUUUGAUAGGUAUAAGAUGUUCUUGAAGCAGUAUAAGGAGUGGGUUGCUGCUAAUAAAGAUAGAUUGGAGGAGGAGUCUUAUAAGUAUGACCAGGAUUACCAUCCAGGACGGCGAAAAAGAGGCAAGGAUUAUGAAGAAGGCAUGUAUGAGCUUCCAUUCUACUAUCCAGGACAGAUUUGUGCUGGAAAAGUGACGACUUUACAUUUGUAUCAAGGAGCAUUUGUUGACAUUGGAGGUGUAUAUGAUGGAUGGGUUCCUAUAAAAAAUAAUGAUUGGUAUUGGAUCCGUCAUCACAUAAAAGUUGGCAUGGAUGUCCUUGUUGAAAUUCUGGCAAAACGUGAUCCCUAUCGGUUUCGAUUUCCUAUUGAAAUGCGUUUUGUUGAUCCCAACAUAGAUCACCUGAUAUUUAACAGAUUUGACUAUCCUCCAAUCUUUCAUCAUAAUGAAGAUACUAAUCCAGACGAGUUACGGCGGGAUUGUGGAAGACCUCCUGUUCCAAGAAAAGAUCCAGGAGUCAAACCAGAAGAGGAACCAUUGUUGUCAAAUCAUCCUUAUGUUGAUAAGUUGUGGCAGAUCAAUGUUGCUGAGCAAUUGAUUUUAGAUGAUAUGGAGGCUAAUCCUGAUAAAUAUAAGGACAAAAAAUUAUCAGAAUUAACUGAUGAUGAGGAAUUCAAUGAAGAAAGCAGUGUUGAAUACACCAAAGUUCUGUAUAAGAAAACUGAACUACCAAAAACAAUUCUGAAAACAAGUGUUAAAGAACUUGACUUGGAAGCUGCCUUUGCUGAGCGUGAGCACCAUAAUAGAUUAAGAAGGGAAGCAACAGAAAGAGGGGAAGAAUAUAAAAUUUCAAAGCUGAGACGACAUAUUGAGAUGGAUGAGUAUGAUUUUAUUCAUUGGCGUCGGUCAUUUGAGGAAAGAGAAGCUUUACUCCGAGACAUCAGCUGCCGUCAAGCUCUUGGUCUGCCAUUGGAAGAGCCAGGGAGGUAUAAAGAUGCCAGUUUCUUUGGGAAAGAUCAGUAUGAUCCCUCAAAUCCUUUGUACCGGUAUGACUAUUGGGGAGAACCCAAAAACUCAGAGAAGAGCAGACAAGAGCGCAUGACUGAUGCACACAACAAAUCUAUUGUGGGGAAUGGUAUGGUUUGGUACGAAAUGUCUUAUGAUGAUUUCAUAAAGCAGAAGAUGGAGAGGGAAGCUAAGGGAGAGAAGCUAAAAGAAAUCCAUGAAACAGACAGUGAUGAAGGUGAUGAUGACAGUGACGACGACUUUGAUUACAGCAUUCUGAGUAACUAUGGUGAUAAUUUGUCAGAUCAGCCUGUGGUUAACGGGACUGAAUCCUAUAGUAUAUCAGAUGAGGGUAUGUUUGAAACUUAAUUUCUUGGGGUUAAGAAUAAGGUCUAAAUUAACAUUUUUUGUUUGGUGUACAGUAAUUGUUCAUGAGAGAGGUUAUAGUUGUUAAAAGGGCUUCUGAUGAUGUUCAUAUAACUGGCAUUCAUCUGCAUUUAGUGGGUCAUCUUUUUUGUAGUAAUAAUGGCAGUCUUUUAGGUAUUCUGUUAAUUGUUUAUUAAUUAUUAUAUCAAAACCCUCCAGAGUUUGAAGAUA